AUGGUGACUAGAGUCUGGGAAUCUAGGUCUGCAAAUCACCUCAGGCUUUCGAUGUUUACCUGGGCAACAACAGGUGCAGCUCCAGGCCCAAGCACGUACCGCUCGAAUAUAGCGAUCCGCGCCAUAUUAUGCUGGAACAUUCGACAGAUGGGCGUCUUUGACCUACUGAGCGCUUGUAUCGCGCGUCUUGCACGAGACGGGAUUCGAGAAACAGCACCCAUCAAGGAAGACAACACCAGCGAGCAGAAGACUGCGGCACUGACAACGCAGGCCAAGAAUAAAACGAAGCUAUCCGUGAGCACCAGCACGCUGCUAAGGCCAGCGGUGAAUUCCUUCCGAAAAUGCAAGUACAGAGGAUGCCAUUAUGCAGAGACAGAGAAAAUCUCCCCUGAUCCACCAUCUACAACAUCAAACAGAGGUCAAAGGGUGCCAGCGCCACUUUCUCGGACAACAGCUUGCCUCCCAAUGAACGCGGUCUCUCAAGCAAACUCUGAACGAGUUGAUGAUGACUUGAAUAUGGAAAUGAACAAGAGUGUCGUAUUGAAGCAGUUCAACGAUAGGAACGAACGAAACGACGGGCGGUAUCGUUCAUCUUCCUUGUUUUCGAUAACAAAUGAGGACGUCAGAAGACGGCAUAGAGACCUUGCUCAUCACUGCACCAGAUCUGAAGGCAUGACAUGUCUGGAAGCAGGACGUAACCUCAAUCACGCAAAUGUCAAUUGCAGCGAAUCUCCGACUCGAUUAUUCAACAAUCUAUUCAACGAUCUCUUCAACGAUCUCUUCAACGAUCUACAUUACCGUCGCAACCUCAGCCGUGAAUUAUCGACGUCAGGAAGCGACCUCGACCGCUGA
Molecule: messenger RNA, 852 nt
Organism: Trichoderma virens Gv29-8
Lineage: Eukaryota; Fungi; Ascomycota; Sordariomycetes; Hypocreales; Hypocreaceae
Exons: 3
Coding region: 1-852 (283 amino acids)
Source: RefSeq, a predicted model, not a curated record